Molecule: messenger RNA, 2026 nt
Organism: Amblyraja radiata (thorny skate)
Lineage: Eukaryota; Metazoa; Chordata; Chondrichthyes; Rajiformes; Rajidae
Exons: 3
Coding region: 247-1473 (408 amino acids)
Cellular component (GO): nucleus
Source: RefSeq, a predicted model, not a curated record
UCUAGCCGCCCGGUCCCGUCCCGUCUAGUCCAGUCUAGUCUAGUCCAGUCUAGCCGCCUGGUCCGGUCCUGUCCGGGUUUGUCCUGUCCUGUCCUGUCUAGUCUAGCCGCCCCGGUCCGGGUCCUGUCUAGCCGCCCCUGUCUGUCUGUCUGUCUGUCUGUCCCGGCGGGAUGGCGGAGUCUCGGGCCCAGCCUGUCUAGCCGCCCCGGGUCCUGUCUAGCCGCCCUGUCUGUCUGUCCCGGCGGGAUGGCGGAGCCGCGGGCCCCUCGCUUCAGUGACGCUGCGUUGCGGGUGUUGGUGGAGCAGGUGCGGGCCCACAAGGAGCUGCUGUUCCCCGCAGACGGCAGGAAGAUGCCGCGACAGACGCUGCGCCAGGCGUGGAGGGAGGUGGCGAUCGGCGUCAACUUACAGAGCGGAACCCCACGAUCAUGGCUUCAGUGCCGCAAGAAGUUCAACGACCUGACCCGCACGGCCAGGGACAAGUUGGCACACAAAGCAAGGAAUCUGACUUGUACUGGGGAACGGCCACCCUCCAUUCAAGCCACCACACAGAUGGAGCAGGAAGCUCUGGACAUCGUUGAGAUAUACAGCAGCAGAAGCAUUGAGAAUGGCGAGGCUGGAGGCCAAGGACCACAGGAUGUAUCCCAUUAUUUGGGCCUUUCUGGGCAGGAGAUGGUGGUGGAUCACUUGACUGAAGAUACAUUGUCAGUGGCUGCAUCCUUCCAAUACACCACUGAACUCAAUGUUUCCAGUGGGAGAGAUGGGACAGAUGGAUCAGUUCGGGGCGAAUUAUUUGGUAAUAGUGAGCAAGACCUGACCAUAAUGGAAAGGACAGUGCAGGAGACAGAUGGCCGAAGGGCAAGCUCUGAAUCGAGCUACUCGGAGGAACACAGAGAUCUGAAUUUGAGUGGUCCAGCAUUUAAAAGAAAAAUAUUCCAUGUUCAUCAUCAGUUACUCGAAGCUUUGGACAGUCUGUCCAGGAGCUGUCUGACCCUGUCAGAGAGUGUAGAGGAGUCUGCUUCUAUACUGUGUGGUGUUCUGCCACAAGGCUUUGCUACUCUGCAAGCUACCAUGGACAAUGUGGCCAACACAUUAGAUGCUGCAGUGAAGCCUCAUGUUCAAGAGUCUGUGGGCCCUGCAAUAACAACAUUGAUUGAGGCUCAGACUGAUGCCAUUCAGGCUUUGGCUUGCACUAUUUCCUCUGGCUUAGAGAGGUUGGGGGGAUGUAUUGAUAGAGGUUUUAAUCAUGUAACAGUACUCCUACAGUCUGCCUUCCCACAUGUGAGUGGGAAUGUUGACUCCCAGACCUGUGGUUCUGCUGCAUUGGGAGAGACAUAUGCUGCUGCUUCUCGUAACAACAGAAUAGCUGGCUCUUUGCCAUGCCCUGACUUCCAGGCCCGACAGACCGCACAAUUACUACAGUCUGCAGUUAGGCCCCCUCAUGCUCCAACCCUUCGAGAUCGGCGAUCAUGAGCAUGGCCCAGUCUGCUGCACAAGCUGCAACCACUGGGGAAUCCGUGUGAAGGUGUAGCAAGGAAAGCACUUCAAAAAACCUGUAGGAAGGCAACUGAGUGCUAAUGUGGGUUCCAUGAUAUCAAUAAAGUGUAAAACGGGGGGGACUUAUGUUUGGCUCGGGGAGGGAACAGUGGCGUGGUCUGCUCUGAUAAAAAAAAUGCCAUAAAGGAUGAUUCUGGUCACCUUUUUGGUGAGAACCGCAACCUCAGACCGUGUCGGGAAUGGUGCCAGGUGAUCUUGAAAGAGAUAUCCUGCGGCGUGCUGUGAUGAGUUUGCCAGUGCGUACAGGUUUAUGUUAGUGUAUGUAGAAACACCCUGGGGCGUGCUCUGCUGUGUACUUGGAGUUUGUGAGUUGUUUGGGGAUAUUCGGCGAUACAUGAGUGUAUGUGUCUUAUAAAUUACUGAGGGAAUCAUUGUUAUCUGAAUCCAGUGAUUUAUCAAACACAACACUCCCCCCUCUUCCUUCCCACUCCCCCCUCCCCUCACCACCCCCUCCCCACCUCCCUCACAC